This is a messenger RNA of Lactuca sativa (garden lettuce), 478 nucleotides long. Lineage: Eukaryota; Viridiplantae; Streptophyta; Magnoliopsida; Asterales; Asteraceae. The record is from RefSeq and is a predicted model, not a curated record.
GAAAGGGGAGGAGCUAUGCACUCCAACUGUUUGACGAAAUGCUUGAAAGAGCCAUCUCACCUAAGUCAGACCUUAUAACAUCACCUGACGUACACAUGACUGUGAAUUUAUGGCCCUCACUAGAAAUUUACUCUUUUGCAGUUUUUUACCUGCCUAGCUAAUGAAUAUGAAAGAAGGCAUAUGUCAGCUUCCUCUAUUGCAAGACAUUAAAGUGCUUGGGUCAAUUUGUUCAGAACUUUCAAAGCCUAACAAAAAGUCAGUUCAUGGGCUUAUCAAGAUAUUCUCUAGCUUUGAGAGCUGCAUAAGGCUAAUGAUUAAAAAAAGAAAAGAUGCUUGUUGUUUGGAUAUGGAGCCAUGGAAGAACUUGGACCCUUCCGUGUUAACAGUGAUGGAAAAACACUCUACCCCAACCACUAUGCAUGGAACAAUGGUAACAAAAAUUCCUUUAAUUACUAUGUCUCAUUCACAUCACUUAUAA